UUCAUGUACUUAGACAAAGUCCUUUCUCAAAGAGUGAAAACUAACACCCACCACCCACAGCUCAUAUCAUAGGUCUAGUCCUAAAAUUAGAAAUGAAACCCCACAAAUAUUUUCGUUUAUUGAAUUCGAUUUAUACCCAUGGCCAUAAAUUUCAUAAAUCACUAAAUAUUGCAUCAAAUCUCUCCAUAUUGUACUCAUCAUUAAGUGGGUCGCAAAACGGCGGGUCGCAGUCCGGUUUACUACGAUGCCCUGCAAACUACUCUCCAUUGACGCCGAUCACCUUCCUUGAUCGAUCCGCUAAGGUGUUUCCGGGUCGGACUUCAUUGAUAUAUGGUACUACCCAUUUUACUUGGUCUCAGACCCGUUUACGCUGCCUCAAACUCGCUUCUGCAAUUACCUCUGCUCUCCGAGUCUCUCCUGGCCAACUCAUUGCAACUCUAGCUCCAAAUGUUCCUGCUAUGUACGAGCUGCAUUUCGCAGCACCAAUGGCCGGAGCCAUCCUCUGCACUCUUAACUCACGCCUCGAUUCAUCCAUGGUUUCUACCCUCCUUGCACAUUCCCAAGCUAAGGUCUUAUUUGUAGAUUUCCAAUUAAUCAACAUUGCUUCAGAAGCCAUCGAUCUUUUGUCUAAAACCGGGGUAAAACCACCAUUAAUUGUGCUUAUUACAGAUUCUAACUCAAAUGAGCAUGAAAACUUUCAGUGUGAGUACGAAUAUGAGGAUCUUCUAAACAAUGGGGAUGAUCAAUUUCAGCCUCGAAUGCCCCUAGAUGAGUGGGACCCAAUUAGUGUAAAUUAUACAUCUGGCACCACCUCGAGGCCUAAAGGGGUUGUGUACAGUCACCGUGGAGCUUACCUAAAUGCCAUCUCCACCUUUUUGUUGCACGAAAUGGGUCCUAUGCCGACUUACCUCUGGACCGUCCCUAUGUUUCAUUGCAACGGGUGGUGCCUCCCUUGGGGAGUUGCAGCUCAAGGGGGCACCAACGUUUGCAUUCGGAAGAUCAGCCCAAAGGUUAUAUUUGAUAAUAUUGUCCUCCACAAUGUGACUCACAUGGGUGCAGCUCCGACUGUUAUGAACAUGAUUGUCAACGCCCCUGUUGGUGAACGGAGGAGCCUUCCUAAUAAGGUGAAGUUGCUUACUGGAGGAUCACCCCCUCCGCCUCAAAUUUUGUCGAAGAUGGAAGAAUUGGGCUUCGAUGUAGCUCACUUGUAUGGUCUUACCGAGACUUAUGGCCCAGGGACUUACUGUGUUUGGAAGCCCGAGUGGGAUUCUCUACCCCGCGAUGAAAAAUCGAGGAUCAAAGCUCGACAAGGUAUACAACAUCUAGGGUUGGAAGAUGUUGAUGUUAGAGAUCCCGUCACAAUGGAAAGUGUUCCCGCUGAUGGUAAAACAUUUGGAGAAAUAAUGUUCAAAGGAAAUACAGUGAUGAGUGGAUACUUGAAUGAUUUGAAGGCAACAAUGGAAUCAUUUAAAGGCGGUUGGUUUCAUUCAGGCGACCUCGCUGUAAAACACCCCGACAAUUACAUAGAAGUCAAGGACCGGUUGAAGGAUGUUAUAAUUUCCGGUGGAGAGAAUAUAAGCACAGUUGAGGUAGAGACAGUGCUGUACAGUCACCCAGCUAUUCUUGAGGCUGCCGUUGUAGCAAGGCCUGAUAAGCAUUGGGGAGAGACACCAUGUGCAUUCGUAAAGUUGAAGGAUGGGUAUGAGUUAGACGAGCAAGAAGUAAUGAAAUUUUGUCGUGAUCACUUGCCUCAUUACAUGGCUCCUAGGAGUGUCGUCUUUGAGGAGAUCCCCAAGACCGCGACAGGAAAGAUUCAGAAGUUUAUUCUUAGAGAAAAGGCAAAGAAUAUGGGAAGCCUAUCUUAGACAAACAAGACUUCGAAAUGUAAGAUACAUUUAUAGAUCUUCGAUUGUUGGUAAUGGUUUCGAGCAUUAAGUUAAUGAGAAGGUGAUUUGGUAUGUGAAAUCAUGUAAUAUAAGGACUUGCUGAGGAAUCAAUGUCAAAUAUAUUGGCUUUCUGGGUAAUUAAAUAUGUAAUUCAGUUGGUGGGCUGGUUGUACGUAGUUUAAUUGUUGGAAAUACUUCACAUGUUAGGCAGAUCUCACAUUACUAAAUUAGUGGGUUUUUCGACUUGUAUAUAAUACAUGGUGGGUAAUCUUCCUAACGCUCAUUACCCGUGGGUUUGUGGCCUUGAGCCUAUGGGUGUUCUGUGGGUGUAUCCAAACGAAGGACCCAUAGGAUGAUUAUGUGAUGAAUUGUCACGACCUAACAUCAGUUGAACUUAAUUAUAAUGGAAAUAUUACAUGAUUGUGUCAACCGCACCCUUUUUGCUAUCUUAACAUAACAAUUUGUGAUCCUUUCAAUAUUUGUUUUUCGAAAUAACUAGUACAGGAACAUUGGAACAUUGUAAUGAUACAAUGCUGAUAAAAAUGGCUAAUAUUGAAUCACAAGAAUCAUCAUUUGAAGAUGGAUUGUUUGAGCAUUUGGUUGGGCAACUAAUGGGUUGCGUCGAUGAGGGUUUGGAUGAGCAAUCAAAGGCUCACACAAGUCAAGAACUUGAUAUAAAGAAAAGUGAAAAAUAUGUAUAUGUAGGUAAAGGCUCGCUCGAUCGAGCCAAAGAUGCAACAUGAGACAAAAGGCAGCAACAUGCCUCGUUCGAUCGAGUAGGUGGGUCACUCAGUCUAGUAAAGCAUGUCAGAACAUGGGUUUUCGUGUUGUCACGCAUGAAAAUUACUUGGCUGGAUUCCUCUAACCUCUUAGGCCUAUAAUGAGGGUUCAAAGGUCAGAAUGAAGGCAGGAGGAAGAGUGCAAGCUAACUUUUAUUAUUGUUGUUGAACUAGAGAGAGUGAGAGUGCAAAUUGCGUUCUAUUAAAACACUAGAG
Messenger RNA from Amaranthus tricolor (Joseph's coat), 2881 nucleotides. Its product is annotated as isovalerate--CoA ligase CCL2-like. Bases 93 to 1865 code for a protein of 590 amino acids. Lineage: Eukaryota; Viridiplantae; Streptophyta; Magnoliopsida; Caryophyllales; Amaranthaceae. The transcript is spliced from 3 exons. The record is from RefSeq and is a predicted model, not a curated record.